AUGGAUACCACCGACACUUCCGUUGUCCAAGCCGAGGUGCCGGUCAAGGUUCCGCAACCUGAUGACCAAGCUCCACCAGCGUUGGCAGAACCUGCUUCUGGCGUUGUAGCGGAGAUGUCAGGUGCCCUGCCCUUCGAAGACGCAGGCGAGAAGAAGGAAGCUGAGGCUCCCACCGAAACUGCUACGGCGAACGGAACUGCCGAGUCUACCUCUGAGCCAGCCAAAGAAGAGGCUCCUGAGCCUGCUGCUAAGCCUGCUGCCGAGCCUGAAUCUGCCCCUCCGGCCACCGGCGAAACAGAAUCAAAAGAGGCGGGUGAGGCGGAUGCUGCUCAACCAGAGACAAACGGAACUCCAGCGGACAAGAAGACACCCUCAUCCCGACGAAAGUCAUCGGGUGGUGUCCCUGAGCACAAGGGCAAGAAGCUCAACAAGAAGAAGUCCGUGGCCAAGAUCACACACCUCGAUGCCAAACCGGGCGAGUAUUACUUUGCCAGAUUGAAGAGCUACCCGCCAUGGCCCAGUAUCAUCUGUGAUGAAGAGAUGUUGCCCGAGAUCCUUCUCAACACGCGCCCUGUCACUACUAAGAAGGCAGACGGCACCUACAACGAACCAUAUGCCGAUGGUGGCAAGAAGGUGGCCGACCGCACAUUCCCGGUCAUGUUUUUGCAUACCAAUGAAUUCGCAUGGAUUCCCAACACCGACCUCACUCCCCUCAACCCGGAGGAGUGCAAGGAUGUGUCGGAGAAGGGCAAGUCCAAGUCUUUGCUCGCUGCCUACGAAGUUGCUGCCGAGAACCAUGAUCUCCAGUACUUCAAGGACAUGCUUGACGAACAUGCCGCGGCAAUGCAGGCCGAUAUUGAGGCAAGAGAGGCCCGGGAAGCCGAGAAAGCCGCCAAAUCCGAUAAGAAGCGACGCAAGAGCGAGGCAAAGGUCGUCGAUACCGAGGACGUUGAGAUGGAAGAUGCCGAGCCCGCCCCCAAGAAGUCUUCCAAGAAGCGUAAGAAGGAGGCCGACAGUGAUGACGAGGAGUCGGAGAAGCCUGCAAAGACUCCAAAAACCACCAAGAUCAAGUUGACCACAAGCAAGACGCCAAAGACUGAGGAGAAGAAACCCAGGGAGAAGGCUAGCAAGGCCAAGUCCGAGAAGAGAAAGUCAAAGGCGGCAGCGAGUGAUGAAGAGAUGGCCGAUGCUGGUCCAGCGGAGCCAGAGGAGAAGCCUCUGGACCCUGUCGAGGCACGCAAGGCUCGUGAGAAAGAAGUUCUCUUCCUCCGCCACAAACUACAAAAAGGCUUCUUGUCACGCGAUCAAGCACCUCAGGAAGAGGAAAUGCCGCAAAUGUCGACUUUCAUCAAGAAGCUCGAGGGAUACAAUGAUUUGGAAGUCAGCAUCAUCCGCAACACCAAGAUCAACAAGGUUCUCAAGGCAUUGAUCAAAUUGAACACCAUUCCUCGCGACGAAGAGUUCCAAUUCCGCAAGCGGUCCAUCGAGCUCCUGAGCCAGUGGAAUAAGAUUCUCGGCGCAGAGCCAGUCGAUGGCACCGAGACUUCGGCGGACAAGGAAGGCAAAGCAUCACCUGCCACCAACGGCGUUCAUGAGGAAAAGUCGGCCGAAAAGCCAGAGGACGCUACCGCAGCGGAGAAGAAGGACGACGAAUCCGCUACUCCAGUCGAGAAGCCAGCUGAAGCGACGGAGGAGAAACCUGCCGAAACUACUGAAGAAGAAAAGCCUGCAGAGACUGCAGCAGAAACCACCGAGACCACCAAUGCAGAAGCUAAAGCUGAACCCGAGAAGCCGGUUGAAACCGAAGAAGAAAAGCCAAGCACUGACACUGCUGAGGAGCCCUCAAAGCCCGAAGCAACUGUCCCAGAAACUGUCGACAAGGCGCCCGAGUCAGCCGAGGCUGCUGCCGAGGCGGCGGAUGUUGUCAAGGCUGCCGAGUAG
This is a messenger RNA of Exophiala dermatitidis NIH/UT8656, 1941 nucleotides long. RefSeq lists its product as uncharacterized. The transcript is spliced from 5 exons. Bases 1 to 1941 code for a protein of 646 amino acids. Lineage: Eukaryota; Fungi; Ascomycota; Eurotiomycetes; Chaetothyriales; Herpotrichiellaceae. The record is from RefSeq and is a predicted model, not a curated record. Gene Ontology annotation, biological process: anterograde axonal transport. Gene Ontology annotation, cellular component: mitochondrion.